AUGGAGGACGACUUUGAACUAAUGAAUGUGGUCACAGUGGGAGGUAAUGCCGUGUCCGCUUUCCUUUCCUGGCGCCUUCAGGCCACGAACGCCUGCGAUGUGACUCUCGUGUGGAAAUCCGGCUUCGAACACGUCGCCCAAUACGGCAUAUCUUUCAAAUCAUCAACAUUUGGCAAUGAGCGGUUUAAGCCGCGCCAUGUCGUCAAGUCUCCAGAAGAAGCCGCGUCACGUAGAGAAGGCGCAUUCGACUAUGUCAUCCUCUGCAUCAAGGCCCUCCCCGAUGUCUACGACCUGGCCACUAUCAUUGACGCCGUCGUCACACCUCAGCACACCUGCAUUCUCGUCAACACCACCCACAGCCUAGGCGUCGAAGCCGCCAUCGAAGAACGCUUCCCAACAAAUGUCGUCCUAUCACUCGUGUCAAAGGCCGAGGUCGUCCAGCUCGGUGCCAGUGACUUUGAGCAUAAGGGCUCGACCGAGAUCUGGGUCGGCCCCACCAACAGUCUGAACGAGCGGAUUCCUCGGACCAUUCGUGAAGAUAUGGCGCAAGCCCUGGCCAUGACUCUGAGCUCCGGCCAGGUCGAUUGCAAUGUGUCACCGAAUAUCCGCCAGCAGCAAUACGAAAGGUUGAUUGGCGUCAUUUUCGAGACAGCGAACCACGCACAGCUCAUUGAGAAGGUCGGCGUGCGACAGAUGAUCAUGGGCAUUCUCGAUGAAUUGGUGGCUCUUGCCGAGUCGCAAGGCUGCAAGUUCCCCGCCGAUUUCAAGGAACAGACGAUCACCGAGAUGACAAACCCGCAGGCCUCAGAAAGCGUCAUGUGGCAGGAUUUCAUGGCGAGACGACCCAUGGAGGUGGAGACCUACCUUGGCUCUCCGAUUCGGCUUGCCCAGGAGGCUGGUAUUGCCGUUCCGCGGAUCGAGUCGCUGUAUGCCAUUAUUCACAACCUAAACGUUGUCAACCAAUCACGACCUAAGAGCGACCCUACGCGCCCUCCCGGCUCGCCCACGGCUGCUGGUAACUUGCCGCCGCGAAUGUCUGUCCAGAGUAACACCGGCCGGCCAAUGGCGAACGCUAUGCCCAAUGGUAUGCCCAACAGUAUGAACGGCAUGGGUGGCCGGCCACCGCGCGGCCGUAACCCGUCGACAGGUGGGCCCCCGGGCCGCCGCCCACCCAUCUCGAUGAACGGUGGUGGUCCCAACGGCUACGGGCGCCCUGGCCCACCGAACGGUUACCCCGGAUCACGGCAACAGUCUAGGCGUGGCUCUCUAGAAGGUGCAGACUUGGAAGAAUUCAGCCACCUGGUCCUCUACAACGAUAUCCCCGAGGGAGGUCAGGCGCCUUUCCCUCAGGACGCAGAUCUUGCCAUCCGCGAGCGCGAGCUCCAGCUCCGGCAGCGUGAACUGGCUCUUCGGGAGCAGGAGAUGAGGAUGCGCCGUGGUGGUCCCCAACCGCCACAGCAGAGACGAGCGCCUCCUUCGCGGAACGGCGGCGGUAUUGGUGUGUACGAUGAUGAGGAUGAGGAUGAUGAUUACUUCGACCCUGGUAUGAGCGGCCCGCCGAUGCCCGCUAUUGACGCCGAUAACUUCGACAUGAUGAGCGUCACCUCCCGGAAGAACCGCAAAGCGCCCAGUAGCACCAACAGCUCCCAGUUCCGCAAGAACAGCGAUCUUGGCUCCAUUCCGAGCUCUAGGAGCAGCCGUUUCCGACCCAGCUUCGUCCGGAACCGUUCAAGCCAGAUUAUUGAUCAAGUGCCUACUGCUCACUCCAACAUCUUUGACGAUCCUUUGAUGUCGUGCUCGUCCAACAGAUACGCCAACGUCGACCGUGGUCAGAUGCAAGCCGGCUCCCGGACAAAUUCGCUAACCGCAUCGCGCCUUGACGAGCUCCAGUAUAGCAACGGUCCGGGCCCGAACGGCCCGCCCAUGGGGCCCAUGGGCCACAUGGGUCCGAUGGGCUCGAUCAGCGGCGCCAGCGUUAUGGGACCGAACAUGGGCGGUCCCUAUCCGCGUCGGGCCAGCCAGUCACCCGCCAACCAGUAUAGCCCAUCUAUUCGCGGUGGCAUGAACGGUGGAUUGAAUGGCCGCCCGUCGCCCCCAAACGGUUUUGGCGGCCCGCCGAUGAACGGUCGUCCUUCGCCCCCUGACGGCAUGCGCCAGCCUGUCCCGCGGUACCCGCCCGGUCACGGCAACGCCGUAGCACCGCAACAAGUCGAGCAACACGCCGGGGUGAGCCCUCUUCAGCCGCCUUCUGGAAAAAAUGUGCGAAGUCUGACGGGAAGUGCGAGUGCUAGCGCGGGGAGUGGUGAGAGCCACCUUGACUCGGAGCCCUCCGCCAACAGCAGCCAAAGCAGUCUAGGACCGCGCCAGCCGAUUGGUGUGCGGUAA
Molecule: messenger RNA, 2385 nt
Organism: Sporothrix brasiliensis 5110
Lineage: Eukaryota; Fungi; Ascomycota; Sordariomycetes; Ophiostomatales; Ophiostomataceae
Product: 2-dehydropantoate 2-reductase
Exons: 3
Coding region: 1-2385 (794 amino acids)
Cellular component (GO): cytoplasm
Molecular function (GO): oxidoreductase activity
Source: RefSeq, a predicted model, not a curated record